AUGGAGAACGAGCAACUGCUCACGAGCCCUCGCCGGUCCGUCCGCUUGGCCAAGCGCACCACCACCGGCAGCAGCAGCAGCCGUAGCUCCAGCAAGCAUCGCGCGGAGGAGGAGGAGGAGCCACGAAAGAAAGCGGCAGCAACUGCCACGUCGGAGGGCAGUAGCAGUGGCGGCGGCACGCGGGGAGAGAAGGAGGAAAGAAAGAAGGCCCGCCCACGCGCGAGCCCACCCGACGAAGAGGAGCCCGCCCACACAGAAGAAGAAGAAGGGGCGGCGCUGGUGAUCAAUGAGCACCACCGGCCAGCCCUCGCAGUAGUACCAUCACCACCACCACCACCACCUGAUGGUGGCGCCGCCGAUGCUGGUGAUGAAGACGUGGAGGAGCACGAGAGAACCGGGGCGCACAGCAGCCGCCCUCCCGACAACCACGCGGAUGACAAAGACAGCGGCGGCGGCGGUGACGAUGAAGAUGAUGGCAACGACGACCCGGAUGAGGAAGAGAGGGAGGAACUGCGGAAGCUGCGGGUUGUGGAUCUGCGGGCACAGCUCAAGGCCCUCGGACUGCGCACUGCGGGACGCAAGGAGCAGCUCGUGGUCGCUCUCCAGCAGGCGCGCCGACUCCAGCACCUGAAGCCGCCUCACGACGACGACAACGACGACGACGACGCGGGCCAUGGAAGCCAGGCGGACGACAUCGACCAGGUGGAUGAGGGCGACAAGGAGCACCCUACUGCUACCACCACCACCACGACUACUACCACUGCUACUACUGCUGCUACCAAUACUGCGGACGACGGCUCGCUCUCCUCCGGCACGAACGGGGAGCACGACGCGCCCGCAGCGGCGGUGGUGGAGGGUCGCGAGGAGCGCUCGGCCGAUGCGCCGGAGGCGGCGGCGGCAACUGCUGCGGACGCUGGCAACCGAGCCCUCGUCGGCUCCCCGCUCCAGCUCCGCCACGACGGCAACGGGGCCGGCGAUCAAGAGCACGACGGCGGCGCAGACACCCUCCUCCUCCUCCGUGAGGAUUCUGCCGCCACCGCCCAUCCGCAGCCGCGACCGGGGCGCGGGCGCGACGGAGAAGCUACGAGUGAGCUUCCGCCGGCAGCGGAGAAACGCGCACACGGGCCGGGCCGGGAAGACAGCCUCCCGCUCGUGCUGGCCGCGUCGCUGCUGGUGGCCCUCGUCGCAGUGCUCCUGCUCCUGCUGCCGCCGGCACGGACCGGAGACGAGGGCAUGGGCGCGGCCGCGUUGGUGCUGGUGGCCGCGGUCGUCGGGGUCGGGGUGGGCGCCAGCGUGGUGGGCCGCGCGCUGGUGAGCUGGGGCGGCGCUGUCCUCCGGCGGAGGCGCUCCGCGCGGCAGCUGGGGGCCGCCAUCGGGCGGCUGCAGGCCAACCGGCGCACGCUGCACUCGUUCCUGGGUCGGCUGGCCGACGAGAAGGCGCUCGUCAAGCUCCAGCUGGAGGACCUCUACAACCACCCGCUCGCCGUCGCCGUCUCCACAUCGUCGGGCACCGCGCAGGAGAGGGCGGGGACCAUGAAGCGGCUGUCCACCAAGCUCGCGCGCCUCUCCGCGCUCCGCGAACAGAAGCAGGCCGCCCUGCGCGACAUCGACCACCAGUCGCUCCGUGACAGUCAGCACUGA
This is a messenger RNA of Acanthamoeba castellanii str. Neff, 1641 nucleotides long. Its product is annotated as SAP domain containing protein. The coding region runs from base 1 to 1641 and encodes 546 amino acids. The transcript has 4 exons. Lineage: Eukaryota; Discosea; Longamoebia; Acanthamoebidae. The record is from RefSeq and is a predicted model, not a curated record.